AUGCCUCCUCGACGAGCGCAUACAAAAAGCCGCAGUGGAUGUGACCAAUGUAAAAGGCGCCGUGUUAAGUGUGACGAAACAGGGCCCCCUUGCGCGAAUUGCAUUUCCCGUGAGCUUGACUGCACCUAUGUGAAAGCUUCACCAAAGGAUGUCUCUAAUCUGGGACGACGGGCUACGCCACUGCCAGCUAGGGAGAAAGGCCCCGCCACCCCAUGCUCUCUAGCUCCGGCCAGUCCAGUCUCAAUCCCCGCCGUAGCCGGAGUACGGGAGCUGGAGUUGAUGCAUCAUUAUGCCACGGAUACGUACCGAAGCAUGAGUACCAGCGAUUCAGAAAUGCAAGUGUGGCAGAUCCAUGUCCCGCGCUUGGCUUUGCAGUUCGAAUUUCUCAUGAACGGCAUAUUGGCGCUAGCCGCCUUACACAUCGCCUCCACCUUGGAACCACCAGCGUCGUUCGCAUACAUGGACGCGGCUCUGCACUAUCACAACCUCACCUUUGCCCCAUUUCGAGCGUCUAUUGACCACCUGACCGAACAGAAUUGUGAAGCGGUGCUGGCGCAGUCUAUUAUUACUACAGUCUUUGGCAUUGCCUUGCCACGGGUCACCGCUGUACGUGGAGAGAGCUCCAGCAUGACGGAAAACAUGGUCGUUUUAUUCGAACUUCUUCAGGGCGUCAAGAACAUCAUCACCAUUGGCCGGCCUUGGAUCAAACUCAACCUGUAUCCGAACCAGAAUGGGUUGAAGAGCGAUGGACCAUCACUAGAUGGAGGGACCCAGGCCGCUCUGGAUCGGCUCGCGAUGCUGAACGAUGAUAGCCUUUCCAUCAUCAAUACAGACCAACACCUGAUCAACAAAGAGGUCAUUUCUCAUCUGCACCACUGCUUCGCCAUGUACAGCAACGCCAGAGGACCGGCCAAUACUCUCGCCUGGCUAUGUGCUGUCGACAAAGAGUUUGUAGACAAUGUGCGGCGCCGGCAACCAUUGGCCCUUCUGGUUCUCAUGCAUUGGGCCGUGCUACUCGGCGAGCUGGAUGGCCAGUGGUGGUGGGCCCGUAACUCGGGCCGGGCGCUCGUCUCGGAGCUUCUGCUCAUUAUGCAACCGGGAGAUGAUCGCUGGGCAGAUUCACUAGCCUGGCCUCAACGUACGAUGGGUCUUUAA
Molecule: messenger RNA, 1155 nt
Organism: Penicillium odoratum
Lineage: Eukaryota; Fungi; Ascomycota; Eurotiomycetes; Eurotiales; Aspergillaceae
Product: Zn(II)2Cys6 transcription factor domain-containing protein
Exons: 2
Coding region: 1-1155 (384 amino acids)
Biological process (GO): regulation of transcription by RNA polymerase II
Molecular function (GO): zinc ion binding; DNA-binding transcription activator activity, RNA polymerase II-specific
Source: RefSeq, a predicted model, not a curated record